Molecule: messenger RNA, 1137 nt
Organism: Talaromyces rugulosus
Lineage: Eukaryota; Fungi; Ascomycota; Eurotiomycetes; Eurotiales; Trichocomaceae
Exons: 3
Coding region: 1-1137 (378 amino acids)
Source: RefSeq, a predicted model, not a curated record
AUGGCGGCCAAUAAAGGAAGCGAUCGAAACCAAGAUCGCGCGCCAGUUGUUAUCGGUGUCUGUGUACUUCUUAUCAUUGUCUCUCUCGUUACAACUGGGCUGCGAUUAUAUGCGCGGCAUUUGGUGCGACUUAAGUUAUGGUGGGAUGACUGGUUCUGUCUCAUCGGACUGCCUUUCGCACUUCUAUCAAUGAUAUUCGAUUUUGUCCAGGUUAAAUAUGGCUUUGGCAAACACGCAGACACACUAUCACCCGAAGCCCUCGUGAACUACGGCAGAAACUUUUACAUCUUGCUACUUUUUUACAACCUGGGACUAGCAUUCUUCAAACUCUCUCUGCUAGCAUUUUAUAUCCGUGUCUUCUCAGUCGUUCGUAUAAUUCGAACAGGGAGUUACAUUAUUAGUGUUGCCGUUGUCGCGUGGAUGAUUGCCACUGAGUUCUUACUCAUUUUUCGUUGUCAUCCAGUCGACAUCGCAUGGACAGGGACGCCACAGCAGCAAUCAAUGCAGUGUGUCGCUAUGGACACUGUGUUUGUAGCCCAGGCAGCUCCUACCAUAUUCUUUGAUAUCAUCAUUCUGGUGCUGCCACUAAAAGAUCUAUGGGCGCUCAAACUCAAUCGCGGCCAGAAGGUUGGAGUGACGAUAGUUUUCCUUUUGGGAUUUCUAGUCACCAUUAUCAGUAUAGUCAGGCUGAAGAAAAUAUAUUCUACUGGUAGUGACUUGACUUACGACUUUGUAGACCUUGGUUUAUGGUCCGCAGCAGAGCCAGUAACUGGUUUGCUCUGUUGCUCCCUCGUCACAUAUGGUCCUUUUGUCAAGAGAAUACCGCGAUUCUUUGGCGGUAGCAGCACCCAAGACACAGGGACCAGUCUCAAAAGCACUACCAAUGCCACAAAAACCACCAUUACGACUAAAAACAAUUCAAUAUAUGGACAUAACAACGCCGGGUACCGACGACAGCGGAGUAGUGAUGAGAUAGAGCUGAAUAAUUACGCGGGCAAUAUUGUCGGAUCUAGGACUUCGGAUGACGAUGUUACUGCCUCUGCCCAUGUUGCUGCUAAUAGUCAGUCAACGUACGGGCCACCCCGUAACGGCAUUCAGGUGAAACAGGAAUACUUUGUGCAGCAGGGUCAGAUAUAG